This is a messenger RNA of Cyphellophora europaea CBS 101466, 690 nucleotides long. RefSeq lists its product as uncharacterized. NCBI's taxonomy places the organism in Eukaryota, Fungi, Ascomycota, Eurotiomycetes, Chaetothyriales, Cyphellophoraceae. The record is from RefSeq and is a predicted model, not a curated record. The transcript is spliced from 3 exons. Bases 1 to 690 code for a protein of 229 amino acids.
AUGUCUAAUCCGAACGAACCCAAGGUCGACUCGACGACCAACUUCCCGAAGAACAAUUCCAACACUCCCGGCGAGCAGUUCGAGCCACGUCAGACUUCUACAAGCGAAGACUACAAGCCCGACCCAUCUAAGUCAAUCCCACUUGAUGGUCCUCGACAGAGAUUGAUCGACGACAUUAUUGCGCUCUAUUCCUGCCAGCCGACUGUUGAACGCGUCAAGCGCUACACUGCUGAUUGCGUCUAUGACGACCAAUUCGUUUACGCGAACGAUAGAUACAAGAUGGCGGGCCAGUGGUUUGCCCUGCCUAAGUUGUUCAAGGAUUCUAAGAACGAGGGCUACGAAAUCAUCAAGAAUGAUCGGGAUCUGAUACAGUUCAAGAAUGAACAGAGCUGGACAUUCAAGGUCAUUCCAAAGACUGCUACUAUCAAUGCCCUCGUCAGUCUCAGCCUUGACCCGGGCACUGUCGACAGCGAUUUCAUUCAAGUGAAGUAUCACAAAGAUCAGGCCAACGACAAGGAUUAUUCCCACGAAGGCGUUGGCUUUAGUUUCAAGAAGUGGCAAGCCGACAAUGUGGCAAAGAACAUGGAUGCACCAGAGGUCCAGCAGUUCGCUGCCGACAAAAAUGCAGCGAAGGAAUCUGUAAGGCAAUACGGCAGCGGCACCGGUGACGCUCCGCAGAAGGACUUUUGA